AUGGCACACAUAUGGUGGACUUGCCCACGCCUACAACAAUACUGGAAAGACAUAACCAAACUCAUCACAGACAGCACAGGGUGCACCUUACCUCAUAAUUUAGAACACUACAUGCUCUUCGAUAUCCCUGAGUCGUUACCCAAACCAGACAGAUAUCUUAUCUUCCAUAUAAAUAUAGCAGCCCUGGGUGCCCUAGCACAAAACUGGCUAUCACAAACUAUACCCUCCAUCUCCAUGUGCAUACAACAAAUAAGCCAAUCUGGCCACUUCGAAACCACAAUGAGACGGCAAAACACGCCUCCCAACAAACCACAUAAAAAGUACCGGAGAUAUUGGGAAAUAGCAUGGGACAAAUGGGAAACAUACAAAGGCGGCACAACAGGGAACCACUUGCCGCGAGCUGACCUCAUGACCGAAUUGGGCCCACACAAAGUCCGAACCCCCAUGAAAGAAUACUUCAUCAUACAGGAAUGUUAG
Messenger RNA from Pelobates cultripes (western spadefoot toad), 477 nucleotides. The record is from the annotation of a GenBank genome assembly. Lineage: Eukaryota; Metazoa; Chordata; Amphibia; Anura; Pelobatidae.